This is a messenger RNA of Lecanosticta acicola, 1400 nucleotides long. The record is from the annotation of a GenBank genome assembly. NCBI's taxonomy places the organism in Eukaryota, Fungi, Ascomycota, Dothideomycetes, Mycosphaerellales, Mycosphaerellaceae.
AUGUGGUCCGACGCUACAAUUGAUAUCUGGCUCCAGCAGAUACCGACCACAGCACUCGCACAGAGCAGAAAGCGCGCACUCGCCGAGAUGAGCGCGAAUGCCGCCACACCACGCGUAAAGCGCACGAAGACCUCCCAGAGUGGGGACAUCGCUAUCAACGAAGAUGCAGAAGAAGCUUACGAGCUACCGACUCCGAGAGCGCGGCAUCCACUCGCGACAGCACCACCGCUGCGUCCUCCUUCAUCCAAGCCGUCCACGGAGUCGGGCGCGUCCUCUCAAGCCCAGAGCGCAAGCGGGGUCUCGGCUGGCUCGAGAAGAAAGCGAACUCCAAGUCCACCCAAGAUGCUGGCUCUUAGACAGCUCGACGACUAUCCGGUGUACACGCGCGCCCUCCCGCCUUUCAACCAGCUGCCAGAGCUAAUCCGCGAGCUCGCGAUCGACAUGCGCCGAAUCGAAUCCGGGCGAGGUGUCAUAUCGGAGGGCUUUGAAGGGUGGAAGCAGCAACUCGGAAGUGGCAUCGGAGAAGAAGACGAGCGGAUAUUGGACAGAUCUGGAGAGCGCCAGCGACUGGGGCGUGAUAUGUCGCUCGAAGAGGUAGAGUUUCUCCAAGAGCGGGCAAUAUGGAGUCAGGACAACAACGCGGCGGAACCCUCAUGGAAUUGUUUUGUGCAUAGCAGAGCUCUUGAAUGGGCGCAGCGGCUCUCUCCAUAUCGCGCGACCACGUUCUGCGAAGACAUGUACGCUGUCAACUAACGUUUCAAUGGAUUCUGCUAACACGUCGCAGCACCACGGCGGGAGUGUUCUGGGCAGAGAGCGAGGAUACCCAGAGAUCCUCGAAACGAGCGGACUUCUGCCUCGCUCUGAGAAUGGACAGGAGAAUCCAAAAGCUCCUUCGCGACAUCGGCGUUCCGCAGGUCAACCACACCAGCUAUUCUCCGUUAAUGUUCAACCCAAUCGCGGUCAGCAUCGAGACAAAAGCAGCUCGGGGCAAUGAGUCUGAAGCAGUCCUCCAGCUUCAAACAUGGGCGACGGCACAGAUCAUGUUCCUGCGCAGCAUGCUUUCGAAGACUGGACAUGAAGGGACGCCGCUGCCACCUCUGCCGCUAGUCAUCGUUCAGAGUCAUGAAUGGAAAGUCUACUACUUCGUCGAUCGGGGUGACCAAGCUGUGAGUCGUCUCGCUGCAUCCUCCGUCUGCUCUACAACGCUCACAUAUUUGCAGGUCAUCUACCACGACAGCAGUCCGUUUGGCACCACAGAGACCAUCCUCGGCAUUUACAAGCUCCAUGCUGGCCUGCAGCGGCUCAUCAUGUGGUCCGAAGAGCAGUAUCGAACUUGGAUCAUGGACAACGUGAUCAAUCCUCGCCUACAUGCAUCGCAGGCUGGCCCAUCGGAGAUUUGA